UUAGUAUUUUUCUUGUAACUUCCCAGAAAAACAAAACAAACUCGCCCCGGCAUGAAACCGGCACCAAGGAAUCACCAAGUCGCCGCGCCGUUGCCGCCAUCAAAACGUUGAUGACUAAGAGCAGAUGGAACGCCGCUUCAUCGAUUGAAACCAAAGUUGCCGUUAUGUUUGCAACGCGGCAGAUGGGAUGCCGUGGACCGACGAAGCACCUCUCUGCGGACCUGCCACGAACGGAUGAAGGAGAGCCGCCCGUGAUCGUGGUGCCCCUGAGCAAGCUCUCGAGUGCGUCACUUGGAGAGUACGCUGGGCUCAUUUCAGACGGCAGGAACGGGCCCACGGUGGCCAAAGUUUCGUCCUCUGAGCGCAAGGAGAUCGCGACCGCCGCCUCUCUCGCUGCCAAGCGGCUCGCCUCUGCACCGGCUGCGAGGGCGGCUGUGGGGGGUCCAGUCUGGCGGUGUGACAUCUGUGGCGCCAGAUACACUGCGAUGGGCGCCGCCCAGGCGUGCGAGCGGUGGUGUGCCCGCGUCGGGCCGCUCCCUGCUGCCGGUUUCUCGCGGGACGAGCGUGCGCUCCAGAGGAAGAGUCGCAGCCGGCCCCUGCCGGCGGCGGCGGCGGCGGCGGCGGCUGAGGCCGCGCUUGCUGGAGACCCCCGCGUCCUGCUCGGGCCCGACCCACUUCCCGUCUUCUUCUUCCUGUGAAAUAAGAUAGAACAGUAAGGAACGCGUCUCGGAAGCGGGAAGGUCCUCGAGUCCGGCUCCGGGGCUCUCUCCUCGCUCGUCUCGCCUCUCGAGAGCGCGAGCGAGCACAUACCACAUUUCGUUGG
Molecule: messenger RNA, 823 nt
Organism: Emiliania huxleyi CCMP1516
Lineage: Eukaryota; Haptophyta; Isochrysidales; Noelaerhabdaceae
Exons: 2
Coding region: 486-698 (70 amino acids)
Source: RefSeq, a predicted model, not a curated record